Molecule: messenger RNA, 2124 nt
Organism: Miscanthus lutarioriparius
Lineage: Eukaryota; Viridiplantae; Streptophyta; Magnoliopsida; Poales; Poaceae
Source: the annotation of a GenBank genome assembly
AUGAACUCACAGCUCCGCCUCCACACUGCAGCCGCCGCCGCCGCCGUCUCGGAGCUCGAGCUGCUGGUCCCCCGGGGCCCAGGCUUCGGCGCCAUGGACCAGAUCCAGCGCGACCCGGCGGGUGCGCAGGAGAUCGAGAAGACGCCGCCGGCCGAGCGCGCGGCGGCGCCGGACAUGGAGUCGGAGCCCGCGGCGGCGCGCGUGGCGGAGCGCGUCCCGCCGUGGCGCGAGCAGAUCACCGCGCGCGGGAUGGUGGCGGCGCUGCUCAUCGGCUUCGUCUACACGGUGAUCGUCAUGAAGCUCAGCCUCACCACGGGGCUCACCCCGACGAUGAACGUCUCCGCCGCGCUGCUCGCCUUCCUGGCGCUCCGGGGCUGGACGCGCGCCCUCGAGCGCCUAGGCAUUGCCUCCCGCCCCUUCACCCGCCAGGAGAACACCGUCGUCCAGACCACCGUCGUCGCCUGCUACACCAUAGGGUUCGGCGGUGGGUUCGGCUCGUUCUUGCUGGGCCUGAACAAGAAGACGUACGAGCUCUCCGGGGUGAACACGCCGGGCAACGUGCCGGGGAGCUACAAGGAGCCUGCCAUCGGCUGGAUGACGGGAUUCCUCCUCGCCGUCAGCUUCGUGGGGCUCCUCACCUUGCUUCCACUCAGAAAGGUGCUCGUCAUUGACUACAAACUCACUUAUCCAAGUGGGACUGCCACUGCGGUUCUCAUAAACGGGUUCCACACACCACAAGGAGAUAAAAAUGCAAAAAACCAGGUCCGUGGAUUCCUCAAGUACUUCGGGAUCAGCUUCCUCUGGAGCUUCUUCCAGUGGUUCUACACUGCCGGCGACAACUGCGGAUUCGCUCAGUUCCCUACUUUCGGGCUCCAAGCUUUUAAACAGACGUUUUUCUUCGACUUCAGCCUGACGUAUGUUGGCGCCGGGAUGAUCUGUUCGCACCUUGUCAACCUCUCGUUGCUCUUCGGCGCCAUCCUUUCCUGGGGCGUAAUGUGGCCACUCAUCAGCAAGCAGAAGGGCAACUGGUAUUCUGCAAAUGCGUCUCAAAGUAGCAUGUCAGGCAUCUACGGGUACAAGGCCUUCCUCUGCAUUGCUCUUCUCGUGGGAGACGGCCUCUACAACUUUGUCAAAGUCAUAGCUAUCACUGUCAAGAACAUACGCGAGAGAUCACGUCGCAAGAACCAGAACAAAGUGGCGGACGCGGACACCAUGGCGCUUGACGACAUGCAGCGCGACGAGGUGUUCAGCAGGGACAACAUCCCGACCUGGCUGUCCUACACGGGGUACGCCGCGCUCAGCCUCAUCGCGGUGAUCGUGAUCCCGAUCAUGUUCCGGGAGGUGAAGUGGUACUACGUGAUCUUGGCGUACGUGCUGGCGCCGGCGCUGGGGUUCUGCAACGCGUACGGCACGGGGCUGACGGACAUGAACAUGGGGUACAACUACGGCAAGAUCGCGCUGUUCGUGCUGGCGGCGUGGGCGGGGAAAGACAACGGCGUGGUCGCGGGGCUGGUGGGUUGCGGGCUGGUGAAGCAGCUGGUGCUCGUCUCCGCCGACCUGAUGCACGACUUCAAGACGGGCCACCUGACGCUGACGUCGCCGCGGUCGAUGCUGAUCGGCCAGGCCGUCGGCACGCUGAUGGGCUGCGUCCUGGCGCCGCUCACCUUCAUGCUCUUCUACAGGGCGUUCGACGUGGGCGACCCGGACGGGUACUGGAAGGCCCCCUACGCGCUCAUCUACCGCAACAUGGCCAUUCUCGGCGUGGAGGGCUUCUCGGCGCUGCCCACACACUGCCUAGUGCUGUGCGCGGGGUUCUUCGCGUUCGCGGUGCUGGCGAACCUGGCGCGGGACCUCCUGCCGCGCCGGCUCGCGCGCUGCGUGCCGCUGCCGAUGGCCAUGGCGGUGCCGUUCCUCGUGGGCGCCAGCUUCGCCAUCGACAUGUGCGUGGGGAGCCUCGUGGUGUUCGCGUGGCACAAGCUCGACAGUAAGAAGGCCGCGCUGCUGGUGCCCGCCGUCGCCUCGGGGCUGAUCUGCGGCGACGGGAUCUGGACGUUCCCGUCGUCGCUGCUCGCGCUGGCUAAGGUCAAGCCGCCCAUCUGCAUGAAGUUCACGCCAGGAAGCUAG